AUGGGGCCGCCUCAGCCCUGGGGCUGCAUGGCCGCCGCCGCCCCUGGCCAGGGCCCGCAGGGCUCGGGGUGCGGGAGCGCCGCGGACGCCGGCGGGCAGGCUGGGACGGCGCGAUCCUCGCCCCCGACCGUCUCCGGCGGGCGCCGCUCUCCGCCGCGCUCUCCGCGCCCAGGGCUCCGCGCCUUCAGCGGCCGCCCCGCCCGGGAGCCCGGAGCCCCGCCCCCGCCAGCGCCCGAGCCGCUCCUCCCGCCUCAAGGACGGCGGGGGCGCAAGCCGCAGAGUGCGGGGGCCCGGCUGCAGCUGCGCCCCGCGCUGCGCCCCGCGCUGCGCCCCGCGCUGCCCCCCGCGCUGCCCUCGGAGCGCCACGUCGCGGCGGCCGGGGACGGGUGGAGCCGGAGCUCGCGGACCCCGGCCGGCCCCGGGCCGGGGAUGAGGCUGUGGGCCAGGCUGCUCCUGCGGCGCGUGGGACGAGCCCGGGAGAGCCCCUCCCAAGGGCGCCGGGCCGCCUCCGCGCGUGGAGCGUCCACUGUUAGGGUAAGCCAGGCGCUGCUCCCUGGUGACGUGGACCCCCCUUCUUCCCAGGAGGAACUCGUUGACGGUCAGCCGCGGCCCCCUGACGCCCAGUGGGGUCCAUUUCCAAAAAGGAGGCCCGAGGAAGGCAGGUUUUGA
This is a messenger RNA of Nyctereutes procyonoides (raccoon dog), 669 nucleotides long. Its product is annotated as proline-rich protein 2-like. NCBI's taxonomy places the organism in Eukaryota, Metazoa, Chordata, Mammalia, Carnivora, Canidae. The transcript has 2 exons. Bases 1 to 669 code for a protein of 222 amino acids. The record is from RefSeq and is a predicted model, not a curated record.